Molecule: messenger RNA, 201 nt
Organism: Anisakis simplex (herring worm)
Lineage: Eukaryota; Metazoa; Nematoda; Chromadorea; Rhabditida; Anisakidae
Source: the annotation of a GenBank genome assembly
AUGUCAGCGACACCGCAAGUGAGCAGUUCGUUCUUCAAUAAAUUCGACCCGUCAAAACCGUGUCAAAAGUGUGCAACUGCAAAUGAAUUCAUUGCGAGACAAAUCGAUAAAUAUAGCCGAAGUGUCUUUCCGACCGUUUUUCUCAUCUUCUCGGUAUCGUAUUGGCUUUAUUAUGUUUGGUUUACACGUGAAGAGGACUGA